AGGCAGGAUAGCCAAUUGCCAAAAUUAUUUAAUAAAUGAAAUAUUUGGCGUAUUUAAGUCAAGGCAUAAGCACAGAUAAUGUGAACAUCAAUCUUCAGACUCAAAUAUGAAAUCAUACUUUACAACAUUCCGUACAUACAGAGAGAUAUUUGUGUUCUUCGAGUGUGCAUGAUAACGUGCGUAUGAACAUCAUUUCCGCCGCGUGUUGCGUGUUUACAUAUGGCAAGAGAGCGUAUCUAGAAUAAGUUCGAACUGUGACAAUAACACAACGAAAAUGAAGUAUGGUUUUCAGAGUGUUAUUUUGCUAUCAAUAUUAAAAUUUAGCGUUAUAAUUUGUGAUGAUACAUAUAGCUGUAAACUACGCAAUGGAACUACAGAUACAAAGAAGCACCUGAUGCAACGCAUAGUGCCACUUCAAGGGCAGAAGUUUCAAGUUGACUCAGGAGGCAUUUCUUAUAUCGUUACCAUCUGCAGUAAUGCCUUAGAAAUUUAUCCAAAUUCCAGUGUGGUUGGAGGACAAGGAAAAGAAUUUGCAGUCCUAGGGAGGUAUAAUGAUACUGAUAUAAUCGGAGGAGAAUCAUGGCUGCUUCUGACCUAUGGAAGUGGUGAUGGAGAUCAGAAAGAUGAAUCCUGUAAUCUGAGCAGGAGGGUUCAAAUUCUGAUCACAUGCAUGGAAGAAAAAGAUGGUGCAAGUUUACACUUCCUGGAAUAUAACAAAAACUGGAAUGUGACGGGGUGCUUCUUCUCAUUUGAGCUUCAAACAUCAGCCAUGUGUGACAAGACUGGACUCAGCAAUGGCUCAAUCUUGUGCAUAAUCUUUCUGACAAGUUUGGGGGUGUACUUCCUCUUUGGAAUUGCUUACAAGAGAAUGAUCGGUGGUGCUAAGGGAUUUGAACAGAUCCCUCACCACAAUUUCUGGAAAGAGCUGGGAAAUUUGCAGGCAGAUGGCUGCAACUUUGCAUGUCGUCGUGAGAUUCAUCAAGAGGAAUCCUGGCGCAGGCUGACAAACAAUUUUAAUGAUCCACAUGAUGACAGAGAUGAUGCUCUACUUAGACCUUGACCUCACUCUUCAGUGUAAGGGGAACAUGCCUCAUCUGGUUUGCUCUUAAAGCUGCUAGCUUGAAUGAAGUGAAUGCAAAUGUAUUGGAUUUAAUGUUGCCUUAAAUUAUCAUCAGAAUUUAACAAAUUACAAUUUCAUAUGCAAUGCUGUAAUUUUGUUGCAUUUGAAAGCUUUACUCAUUAAUACACCAGACAAGUCAAAUUAUAUGUUGCUGUGAUUUUU
This is a messenger RNA of Cryptotermes secundus, 1282 nucleotides long. Its product is annotated as cation-dependent mannose-6-phosphate receptor. Gene Ontology annotation, cellular component: trans-Golgi network. NCBI's taxonomy places the organism in Eukaryota, Metazoa, Arthropoda, Insecta, Blattodea, Kalotermitidae. The record is from RefSeq and is a predicted model, not a curated record. The transcript has 6 exons. Gene Ontology annotation, biological process: protein targeting to lysosome. Bases 275 to 1060 code for a protein of 261 amino acids.